AUGGCAGGGCCUUCUCUUACCAUCUUCUUCUUGAGCUUGCUAUUCUUCUGUGCGAUAUCUGAAGCUUCCAAGUGCUCAGUCAAAGGGUUACCUGAAGUAAGAAAUAUCAGUGCCCUUCCACAGAGUAACUAUGGAAGGGGAGGUUUGGCACACACAACUGUUGCUGGUUCACUCUUGCAUGGGUUGAAAGAGGUUGAGGUUUGGCUGCAAACAUUUUCUCCAGGAUCAGGCACACCAAUACACAGGCAUUCUUGUGAAGAAGUUUUUGUUGUCCUAAAGGGGAGUGGAACUCUCUACCUUGCACCAAACUCACACGAGAAGUCCCCUGGAAAACCACAAGAAUUCUCUAUCUUUGCAAAUAGCACAUUUCACAUACCUGUUAACGAUGCUCACCAGGUCCGGAAUACAAAUGAGCAUGAGGAUCUGCAAGUGCUUGUUGUCAUAUCUCGUCCCCCAGUUAAAGUGUUCAUAUAUGAGGACUGGUUCGUGCCUCACGCUGCAGCAAAAUUAAAGUUCCCCUACUACUGGGAUGAAGAGUGCCUUGAAGUCGAACCGCCGCCAAAGGACGAGCUAUGA
Molecule: messenger RNA, 576 nt
Organism: Prunus armeniaca (apricot)
Lineage: Eukaryota; Viridiplantae; Streptophyta; Magnoliopsida; Rosales; Rosaceae
Source: the annotation of a GenBank genome assembly